AUGCCUCCUCCAUCAAACCAGAGGGCUGAUAUCGAGCCACCGGAGGAAAUUACGUCAAUAGCUGCCCAAGGCUUCAUGACGGGCGUUUUUCGCUUCGGCUCCGUCUCCAUCCUCGCGCAUAUGAUUCUCAUCCUCCCUCACCCAUUCAUCUUCUCCGCUCCCACUCCGCCAGCUACACAAGAAUCCCAACCUCAACCACGGCGAUCUCCGUUCUCACGCGAGUAUCUGCGGUCGCGACUGUUUCACCGACCGCUAGAGGGCUUCUCGGAAUGGAUCUCACCGACUGCGCGGGUUUACCGCGGCCUCACACCGCAAUUCAAGGUUUUCUUGCAGAUUGCAGCUAUGACCCUUGGCGGAUGUAUCUGGGCUGAGCGACGAGUCACUGAGUAUAUUGAUGUGGUACGGCGGAUCAAACGCGCGGAGAGAAUAGAGGCCGAGCGGGCUUCAGGUUCGCGGCGGUUCUAG
This is a messenger RNA of Penicillium angulare, 465 nucleotides long. RefSeq lists its product as uncharacterized. The coding region runs from base 1 to 465 and encodes 154 amino acids. The transcript is spliced from 2 exons. Lineage: Eukaryota; Fungi; Ascomycota; Eurotiomycetes; Eurotiales; Aspergillaceae. The record is from RefSeq and is a predicted model, not a curated record.